This is a messenger RNA of Syngnathus typhle (broad-nosed pipefish), 2099 nucleotides long. It is a transcript of the gene rrp8, whose product is annotated as ribosomal RNA processing 8. Gene Ontology annotation, cellular component: rDNA heterochromatin; nucleolus; chromatin silencing complex. The record is from RefSeq and is a predicted model, not a curated record. Gene Ontology annotation, biological process: cellular response to glucose starvation; regulation of transcription by glucose; rDNA heterochromatin formation. The transcript is spliced from 8 exons. Gene Ontology annotation, molecular function: methyltransferase activity. NCBI's taxonomy places the organism in Eukaryota, Metazoa, Chordata, Actinopteri, Syngnathiformes, Syngnathidae. Bases 185 to 1975 code for a protein of 596 amino acids.
GCGCCGUAAACUCCUACGCGUCGUCCACGCGCAUCCUACGAGAGCGACAAACGUGGUCCAAAAAGCAAGCAUCUUAUGAUUUAUAUACUUCUAAUUUAACAUUCGCAACAGAAUAUAGUGAACUAGAUUUAGUAAUUACUUCUCCGUUUUCAUCAACGUGGCAGACCGAGCUUGGGGGGGGACUAUGUUUCAUGAGGACGAAGACUGGAAUGACGCCGCCGACGUCCUCAGUCAAAGUGUUGUGAAAAAGAAGCCAGACAGCAAGCGCCCCAAUGGAAAGUCCAAACAUGUGGGAAAGAAGAGCCUCCUGCGAACGCUGCAGAGGUUGGAAUCCAUCCCGGACUGGAAGGACGACCAGCGUCAGCCUGACAGCGACAGCGACCUCGAAGCCGCUGCGCCGCACACCAAGAAGAAAAAGAAGACGAAGAAAAAGAGGAGGAACAGGACGAAACAAUCCAGUACGACCACAGAAGAGCAGGAGAACAACAUUGAGGUUAAGGAAGACAAAAGUGUAACCAAGAAGAACAAAGUGGAAAAGAAUAUUGGUGAGACGAAGGACAAAGAAGCGGUGCACAAGUCGGCCGGCGAUGCCCUGAAAUUCAACAGGCAGCAGUGGAAAAACAAAAUGAAGAACAAGAGGAAAUGUAAAAAUAAAUACCAGCAGAUCAAAGCUCAAAAGGAAGCGGAGAUGGACGAGGACGAACCUCCGGCGACCGGGUGCGCGCCUGGCACUGGCACUGGAGGCAAACCAGUGCAAGCGCCGGACAAGAAAACGCUGCCGCAGAAAAGGAAAGAGACGCACGAGGGCGCCGCCGCCGAGAAGGGCGAGGAGGACGAAUGUCCGGCGACGAGGCGCGCGCCUGUCCAUGGGGGCAAAAGAGUGCAAGCGCCAGACAAGACAGCGCUGACGCAGGAAGGGAAAGAGACGGACCGCGCCGCCGAGAGGGAUGAGGACAAACGUCCGGCGACGAGGCGCGCGCCUGUCCGUGGGGGCAAAGGAGUGCAAGCGCCAGACAAGACAGCGCUGCCGCAGAAAAGGAAAAAGACGGACCACGCCGCCGAGACGGAAGCCGUUAAAAGCGCCAAGCGGCAAAGGGACACCCCCGUCAAUGGGUCCACACGGGAUUCCCGGACAGGGCGGCAAAAAGCCGAGCUGCUCAAAGCCGAGAGGCUGAAACGCCAGCACCUGCGCAAGCUUCUCGGGGCGGCCGAGGAGCCGAGCAAGGAGGAGGAGCCCGAGAAGGAGGAGGAGCCCGAGAAGGAGGAGGAGGAGCCCGUUUGGCAGGAGGCCAAGGAUGCGCCGGAGGACCGCUCCAGCAGGUUGCGCCGGCGCAUGGAGCAGCGGCUGGAGGCGGCCCGCUUUCGCCACAUCAACCAGUUCCUGUACUGCAGCAGCAGCGGCGAGGCCAAGCGCAUGUUCCAGCAGGACCCGCCGGCCUUCGAGAUCUACCACCGGGGCUUCGCGGAGCAGGUGCGGCGCUGGCCCGCCAACCCCGUGGACGCCAUCAUCGACUACAUUCAGCGCAAGCCUCCGUCGCUGGUGGUGGCCGACUUUGGCUGCGGCGACUGUAAGAUCGCGCUCAGCGUCAAGAACAAAGUGCACAGCUUUGACUUGGUGGCCCUCUGCGACCUGGUGACAGUCUGCGACAUGGCCCACGUGCCACUGCAGGACAGGUCGGUGGACAUCGCCGUCUUCUGCCUGUCGCUGAUGGGAACCAACCUGGCCGCUUUCCUUGCCGAGGCCAACCGGGUCUUGAAAAGAGGGGGCAAGCUGAAAAUCGCUGAGGUGGCGAGCAGGUUCGACAACGUGAGGAACUUCCUCAUGGCGCUGACUAGGCUGGGAUUCAAGUUGGAGUCUAAGGAUACAGAGAACACUCAUUUCUACACGUUCGACCUCAUCAAAACGGGCGACGCGCCGCCAAACGUGAAGAAUUUCGACUUGCAGCUGAAGGCCUGCUUGUACAAGAAGAGAUGAUUUGUUCUAGAGUCACGUUUUUACAACGCAUUUGCUCAAAAUGAGGAUUUCUUUUGACAAAGGUUUUAGCGUGGACGUGUGUACAGUUGUUCAAAUAUAAACACGUUUUCUGUGUUGUUUUUAA